Desarmillaria tabescens is the source of this 1170-nucleotide messenger RNA. RefSeq lists its product as uncharacterized. The record is from RefSeq and is a predicted model, not a curated record. The coding region runs from base 181 to 840 and encodes 219 amino acids. NCBI's taxonomy places the organism in Eukaryota, Fungi, Basidiomycota, Agaricomycetes, Agaricales, Physalacriaceae. The transcript has 7 exons. Gene Ontology annotation, cellular component: mitochondrial inner membrane. Gene Ontology annotation, biological process: mitochondrial respiratory chain complex IV assembly.
CCCGAUGUGGUCCGGGGGGGUCAUAUCACGUGAUGAAUUCCGAUUCUCCGUUGCCGCUUGUUGUGGCCCACUAAGCUGAGAGGGCCCGUAUAUAAGUUCGGCCCCCUCGGUUACCACAUCAUCCCCUUCUCCUCUCCCGUUACGAUCUACAAGCCCCUCCCUACCCUUUGACGAUUAAAAAUGAAGAUCGAUUUGACCGAAGAGCAGCUCGUCGGGCAUAACAAUGCAACUAUGCGGGGCGCCUUUGAGGGCUUUGCUGCUGGAACUGGACUUGGCCUCGCAGGUUCAGCCGCUUUGAGUCGCUAUUCUGCGGGCUACCGUGCCCUUCCUCCUUCACUCAAGGCUCUCGGUAUCAUCUUUGUUGCGGCACCUGCAUUUGCUAUCCAAGCUGAACGCCGUGGUAUCGAAUUUGACAAAUCUCAAUGGCGGGAUUCAACUGCCGACUUGCUCGACGAGAAGGAACGUCAGAAAGAAGAGCGAUGGCAAAACUUGACUUUGGGUGGAAGGGUGACGGAUUGGGCUCAGCGACAUGAAUACUCUGUAUUUUUGGGUGGCUGGGCUGCUAGUCUCGGGCUGGCUGGUGCUAUUAUUGCGCGAGACAAAUUACAAACAACUUCUCAAAAGGUGGUGCAAGCCCGUAUGUGGGCUCAGGCGCUAGGGAUUGCUCUCAUCCUAGGAAUGGCAGCAUUCAAGGCUCGCCAGAGCCGUAACUCUGCUCCAGUCGUAGAUCAUUCUUGGAUGGAGGUGCUCGAACAGCAGGAGCGCGCACGUAAGGAUGAAGAAGCGCACCUGAAACAGCUUGCUUCACCCGAGGCUCGCCGACUUGCGUCCGGUCUUUAAGGCUUUCCUAUAGGUUAUAUCAUCAUCGUUAGUUUCAUGUCAGUGCGACAGCAUGGACUUUCUUUAGCGUCGCACGUUGUAGACCUGCAAGCUACACUAUAGACGUACUGUAUCUUUAGCAUAUAAUGGCCCAGUAAUGAGUUUUUCUGUUCUUGCUGUGUCUUCCCGGAUCUUUUAAUAAAAAAUUUUUUGACGGUUGUCGUAACUGUGCGGGGGACAUCAAUGAGCGGGGGAGUCGAAUGGCUCCAGACCUCGACGCUUUGACAACGGACGCUUCCACGCUUCCACCGAUCACGGAGGGGAACAGGGUGAGGCAGGAAACGCGCGCGA